Darwinula stevensoni is the source of this 1833-nucleotide messenger RNA. The record is from the annotation of a GenBank genome assembly. NCBI's taxonomy places the organism in Eukaryota, Metazoa, Arthropoda, Ostracoda, Podocopida, Darwinulidae.
AUGGCGAUGGAAUUCGUCAUUGAAGACAAUAUGGAAGUUGCGGAGCUCCCUGAAGGAUUAUUCGGAGCUCUUUCCUUCCAGGGGAUACAUAUAUGGAAUACUGCAGUGAAGAAGGUUCAUCCAACAGCUAUGCUCCCUUUGAAACAGUUCCUUACGUAUCUCGCUAUUCUCGAUAGUCGUCUGGAGAACUUUCCUUUCAAUAUGCUUCAUCAAUUCCAACAUCUGAGAGAACUCUGGCUCUAUAACAAUUUGUUGACCUUUGUCCCAGCCUUCAAAAGCGACAGCCUAGAAAUACUCAGUCUUAGAGCCAAUAAGAUCACGAGUGUGGAGUUCGACGGAUGGGCGACUCCCAAGUUGAGGGAAUUCGGCAUUGCAAGAAAUCCCUUGUCGAGGCUACCUUCUGCAGCAAUCAAGAGCAUGAAGAAUCUCGAGAAAUUCUAUUCUUCGGAGUGCAAUCUAGGUCCAACCCUUUCAAGAGGUGUCCUGGAAUUCCAGAGCAAGGCCUUGCAAUUGAUAACACUCUGGAAAAAUGAUAUCUCCGAACUGGAUCAAGGAGCCAUCACAGGUCUGGGACCUAAUACUACGGUUCGGCUGACUAACAACAAAAUUGCUGUUUUGUCUGAGGAGAGCUUCCGCCCAAUGUUGGACAUCCUCUCGAAGGGGGAUGGAGUCCUCCAUCUGGACGAAAGCGAGAUAGAUAACGCGGACCCGUGCUUACCGAAUCCUUGCGGGGCGCACGCGAACUGUCAGGCCAGCGGUGGCCAUCCCAUGUGCUCGUGCAUCUACUACGGGGAUCCCGAGACGGGCUGCAUCGAGGGUGAAUGCGUUGAGACUCACGACUGCAGCGACGAUCGAGUGUGCAAUGAUUUCUACUGCACGGAUCCGUGUCCUGGGACGUGCGGGACGGGUGCCCAGUGCAUCGUCCGGAGACACGUCCCCUCCUGCACCUGCCCCGCCGGCCACACCGGUGAUCCCUUCGAGCGGUGUCGACGACUCGACCCUGGUAACGUUUCCCCGCAUGCGUCCGUUUCUUCCGUCCGUCCGUUUGCGAGACCGGUUUCGUUCAUGAAUCUUCAGAGGACCCGUGCGAUCCGUCGCCCUGCGGAAAAAAUUCCAAGUGCGAGGUUGCAUCCCAUCUGGCUGUCUGCUCCUGCCUUCCCAAUUUCUUCGGCAACCCCUACCAAGGGUGCAGGUGAGCCCUUUUGCCGUCUUCGGAAGGGGAAUCGAAGACCGUCGGCGACGCUCGAUCCGGUGAGACCCGCAACCCGCGUCAUCAGUUCCCGUCGCAACGGGAAGAUCCACCCCUUUUAUUUCUUCCGACGCUUCCGAAAAGCGGAGUGCGAAACGGAUUCCGCCUGUGCACAGACACAAGAGUGUCGGCAGUACAAGUGCAUGAACCCUUGCACGGAUGCGUGCGGGGAGAACGCGGAGUGCCGUGUGGAACAUCACCGGGCCAUCUGCUCCUGCCCCAAAGAUUUCCUGGGAGACCCUCGAACCCACUGCUACGCGGAAUGUACGGUACACGAGGAUUGCGCCUACCACAAGGCGUGCGUCCACUUUAGAUGCAAGGACCCGUGCGUGGGGGCGUGCGGGAUGAACGCAGAAUGCCGCGUGGAGAACCACAAGGCCAUCUGUUCCUGCCCGGAAGGUUCCACGGGACAUCCCUCCCAUCACUGCAAGCCCUUAAAUCCAGGUCUCUUCCUAUAUUUUUCCUUCUUCCCUCCCCUCCUGUUGAGUAUGAUCGGCGGUCGGAAAGUCACACGCAAGAGUGAGGAAAGGCGUUUCUGCGGUUCUCGGUUCAAGACCGUCACGGGGCAUCCGGGACGGGGAUAA